AUAGUCUGAGACCAAGGUUAAAUAUAAAGAGUGGCCAUUUAACUGAACCAUGAUCAGAGUCAAAGUGAACUAACUUUAGUAAAAUGUUCGUAUCAUAGUUUGAAGUAUCGUUUCGACAUGGCUAGAUUUCUAACUGCAGAAGCAUCAUUUGAAGAUAUUGAUGACUGGUUCAAAAUUGGCAAAGCCAAGCCUUCUUUUCCAGCUGUAAUUCCCGCCAGUGCGACAGGGGGAACGGGAAAGUUGCGAACGGAACGUUACGAGGAGUCGCUCCGGAAGACACGGGCAAGGCAAGGUGUACAAACUCGCCCGAAGCCAGAGACGGUGCAAUCUGGGAAGGCCUAUGCAAAUCAUUAUCGACAGCAGUGGGAUGAGCAGCAGCUGGAAGAUGAUAUAUCAAACCUACACAUUGAUGAGGAUAAGCCUCUCCCUAGCAGUGCUAUGUCAGAUUUGGAGAGUAUGAGUGUAACAUCAGCGAGACCAGUCCUGCCGGAUGAGACAUCACCAGAAGUAGCUGUCCAGGCCUAUGAUAACUAUAACUUUGAUCAUACCUACAAUGAAGAACUGCCAAUCACCAAACAUAAAGAUCAGGUUCUGAACACCAUAGAAAGUAAUCAGGUGACCAUCAUUCAGGGUUCUACUGGUUGUGGUAAAACAACACAAGUCCCACAGUACAUACUGGAUGAUUACGUGUGCAAGAGAAAGCAUUGUAACAUUGUGGUGACACAGCCUAGAAAGAUUGCAGCUAUCAGUAUUGCUAGGAGGGUGUGUGAAGAAAGAAGAUGGCAACUUGGCAGUCUUGUGGGAUACAGGGUUGGUAUGGACAAAACGACAUCUCCAGACACUAGGCUGACAUACAUGACAACAGGUGUACUUCUACAGAAACUCAUCAACAAAAGGAAUAUGACUGAAUACACUCAUAUCAUCUUAGAUGAGGUUCAUGAACGAGAUCUAAAUACAGACUUUGCUAUGCUGGUUGUCAGGAAACUACAACGUACUAACUCCAGGCAUGUCAAGGUUAUUUUGAUGUCAGCCACCAUCGAUGUGUCUCUGUUUGGAGAAUACUUUGCUCUACCAGUAAGAGGAUCAUUAGAGAUGCCUCCUGUAGUCAGUGUAGAAGGAAAGGUCUUUGAUGUGGAGGAAGCCUACCUUGACAAUCUCACUAGGUUUGGACUGGUACCACGUCAUAGACCAGAUAUGAAUCCAACCAUCUAUAAGGAGACCUAUGAUUUGGCCAAGAACUUGGUCUGUCACUUUGACAACAUGGAGAGACAAGAACAAGGGAUACCUGCUAAUACAAUGGUCAAGAAGAGAGGUACAGUUCUAGUCUUUCUUCCUGGAAUCCGGGAGAUUGAAGACUUUGAGAAGCUGCUCCCUGGACAAGGAUCAAAGGAAAGACUGAUUGUGAUUCCUCUGCAUUCAUCCAUUACAACUCAAGAACAAGCGAGGGCCUUUAUCAGGCCAGAAGAAGGAUUCCGGAAGGUCAUCCUCUCAACCAACAUCGCAGAGAGCUCCAUCACUGUACCUGAUAUCAAAUACGUGAUUGAUUUCAUGUUGCUGAAGUGUAUGGUGUGUGAUGUAGAGACGAACUAUCAGAGUCUACAACUCAACUGGGCUUCUAAGGCUAAUGCUCAACAAAGGAAGGGACGUGCUGGGCGUGUUUCUUCAGGUCAAGUGUACAGGCUGAUACACAAGGCUUUCUAUGAGGAAUACAUUGAUGAGUAUGCCAUCCCUGAAAUUCUGCGUUGUCCAUUGGAGCAGCUGAUUCUGCAGGUGAAAGUUCUCGAUCUGGGAGAACCCAAGGCCAUCUUAGCCCUGGCCCUGGAACCACCAAACCUGGACAACAUUGAGAGAACAAUCUUACUCCUCAAAGAAGUUGGGGGUCUCACCACAAUACGAUCCAGUGUAGCGAACCCUCAUGAUGGUGAACUGACCUUUGUAGGGCGUGUCCUUGCAUCACUUCCUGUUGACAUACGUAUCGGCAAACUCUUGGUCCUGGGUCAUGUCUUUGGAUGUCUCAAAGAAUGUCUGGUCAUAGGAGCUGGUCUGUCUCUCAAAAGCUUCUUCUCACAGCCAUUCAAGAGAGCCUUAGAAGCUUACAAAUCCAAGUUGAAGUGGGAUGCAGGAAGCUUCAGCGAUCCUGUUGCCAUUUUGAAUGCGUACAGAGAAUGGGAGAGAUGUAGGGAUAACGGAUUCUUUGCUCGCCAUAGAAGGGCUGAACGAGAUUGGGCAGAUGAAAGGAUGAUACAACUCAAUCCUUUGAGAGAGGUGUCCAAGCUUGUUGCAGAGCUUGAAGAUCGCCUAUCCAACUUCAACAUCCGCCUUCAGAAGGGAAACCCCCGUAAUCAGCAGAAACAAGAUCCUACACACAAUCUACUCAUCCUUAAGGUUGUGCUAGCAGGAGCAUUCUACCCGAACUUCUUCACUUGGGUUCCUUCGGAUGAAGCUGACUCCUUGAAGAUACUCUCAGGCAAGGACCCAUGUACCACAGUCAUGGUGAAGAAUAUACCCCCUCAUGGUGAGCUGUAUUCAUCAUCCAUUGGUAAACUCUUCCAGUGCUGUGGCAAGGGCAAGAAACUCUUCUUUGAAGAUACCAAACUGUUUGUGCAGUUUGAGAGACAGAGUGACUACAGCCCUAUCCUACCCGCUGUCUACCAUGCUGUCAAGAUGAGACAUCUGAAGAUGCCAUUACAGUUAGAUGUGUUUGAGGUGGACAAGGAUACUGAGGUGAAGACAACAUUGGAAGAAAGACAUCUCAGAUCAAACAGGAUGGCUGUAAGCAUCAACUCUGAAGGACCAAAGCAAGUACCACUCCCAGAUGCUUCUACAGACUGGUCUCUUAUCAUGCCUACUGCUGUUGCAGAUGGCAACCGAUUCUGGGCUCAUUACAUGAAUGAGGAAACGAUCCAGAUCAUGUUGAAACUGCUUGAGAAAGCAAAUGAUGCUGGCUACAGGGAGUUGGAGUCCUUAGAUCUGAGUGAAGUGCGAGAAGGAGACUUGGUGCUUGCUCCAUUCACAGAUGCUAAUCAAACACGAUACUUCAGAGCUAAGAUCCUUCAGAUGAGACGUGCUACAAGGGAUAGCAUACAGGGAAACCAAGUGGAAGUGUUCUUUGUGGACUAUGGCAACAGAGACGUUGUACCUGAGAAGUAUCUGCGCUACCUGCCCAAGCCACUCCUAGACAUACCAUUCCAAGCCUUUGAGUGUGUUCUAGCUCACAUCAAGCCUCUAUACAAGCUGCCUCAUAACCAAUGGCUUCCCAAGGCUAGAAAGGUCUUAGAAGAACACAUCAUCCAGAAUAUACCUUUCCAAUCCAAGAUAUUCUCUGUUGUGGAUGGGGUUGUAAGACUGGACCUGUACAACACCCACGUGGAGCCAGAGGUCCACAUCCAGGAGGUGUUGAUUCAGAUGGAGAUAGCUGAGCAUGCUGAGGAGCCUCAUCUCUCUAAGGUUAAUCAUCUUCAGAGAGAGAUAGCUAGAGAAGAGACGAGAAGAAUGCACAUUGAUCAUCCUGAACAAGUACCUGCAUCGUUGGAGGAGGAAUCCUGGACACAGAUGAAUGUUAGACAGAGUGAUCAAGGCAGGAGAAAGAGGAGAGGCAAGGUAUAUCUCAAUGGACCAAACAGCCCAUAUGAGAUCAACUUUGCUAGCAUGACAAGAAUAGGGAGACUGAAGACCUGCCGAGUGGACCGUGCUAGUGUGAAUUCUGUCGCCCUAAGCACAGAACCAGAAGACAAACAUGAGAAGAUGAUGGUGUCAGCUCAUGUAGGUCUGAAUCCAUCAGGUAGUGUCUUACAAGCCAGGAAUACUACCUUGAUGCCUAACAUAUCUGAUCUACCAGCUCUCGUCUGCAUGCUCUUUGCUCCUACGGUCGAGUUCAGAACUGAUCGUAAGAUGACACGUCUGACUGGUCUACUAUGUGGAUUAGGAUGGGAUCCUGUAACCCAAGCACCAAUGUUAGCUGAUCAUGAUAUAGAACUAGCUUUUGAUACCAAGAUCAGGAAUGAAGAUGUCUCCAAGAUGAAUGGACUGCGGUUUGCUAUCAACCUGGCUCUGGCAUCCAAGGAUUAUAUCGCUAUGUGGGGAGCGAACGCAACGCAUCAGAUUCAAUGCCAAGCAAGGGAUGCACUCAUUGGAUUGUUCACAGCCAAGAGAUCACGUGUUGAGCCACUUCACUACACGCAUUGCUAUGCAUGGGACCAGCUUGAGGAGGCAUCCGUCAUGCCCAUCAAGAAAGAGGAUUACACAUCAGAAGACUUCCCAAUGCUGUAUCAGUUUCAUAACGGUGUGUUCUUAGAAAGUCCUGAAGAUCCAGAGGAAGAUGAGGAGGUGGCAAUGCUUAAAGAUCAUGUAGCUGAUCUCUAUGAGAGAGCUAGCAGGUCUACGGUUCGGUUUGUGAAACCAAUCACGUGUAUCUUGUGUCAGGUGCUAUGCUUCUCACCUAGAGAUCUAUACUAUCAUCUUCAGAACACUGCACACUUAGAACGAGAACAAGCCCUGGACCCCCCUCCUUUAGUGUGAUAAUCAACUAGAGAUCUAUACUAUCAUCUUCAGAACACUGCUCACUUAGACCGAGAACAAGCCCUGGAUCCCCCUCCUUUAGUCUGAUAAUCAACUAGAGAUCUCUACUAUCAUCUUCAGAACACUGCUCACUUAGACCGAGAACAAGCCUUAGAUCCCCCUCCUUUAGUGUGAUAAUCAACUAGAGAUCUAUACUAUCAUCUUCAGAACACUGCUCACUUAGACCGAGAACAAGCCCUGGACCCCCCUCCUUUAGUGUGAUAAUCAACUAGAGAUCUAUACUAUCAUCUUCAGAACACUGCUCACUUAGACCGAGAACAAGCCCUGGACCCCCCUCCUUUAGUGUGAUAAUCAACUAGAGAUCUCUACUAUCAUCUUCAGAACACUGCUCACUUAGACCGAGAACAAGCCCUGGAUCCCCCUCCUUUAGUCUGAUAAUCAACUAGAGAUAUCUACUAUCAUCUUCAGAACACUGCUCACUUAGACCGAGAACAAGCCCUGGACCCCCCUCCUUUAGUGUGAUAAUCAACUAGAGAUCUCUACUAUCAUCUUCAGAACACUGCUCACUUAGACCGAGAACAAGCCCUGGACCCCCCUCCUUUAGUGUGAUAAUCAACUAGAGAUCUCUACUAUCAUCUUCAGAACACUGCUCACUUAGACCGAGAACAAGCCCUGGACCCCCCUCCUUUAGUGUGAUAAUCAACUAGAGAUCUCUACUAUCAUCUUCAGAACACUGCUCACUUAGAACGAGAACAAGCCCUGGACCCCCCUCCUUUAGUCUGAUAAUCAACUAGAGAUCUAUACUAUCAUCUUCAGAACACUGCUCACUUAGACCGAGAACAAGCCCUGGACCCCCCUCCUUUAGUCUGAUAAUCAACUAGAGAUCUCUACUAUCAUCUUCAGAACACUGCUCACUUAGAACGAGAACAAGCCCUGGAUCCCCCUCCUUUAGUCUGAUAAUCAACUCAUAAGACCAUCAAUGGACAUGGUGGAUCAAACUAUCUGUGACAGAGUGUUGGUACUCAUUAACUGAGGACCGUAUGAUGACCAUUAAGUUAUGUUACAUACGAGCAUGAAAUCAAGUACGAAAAGGGAUUUAUUAUCAUCGUAGUUUGGACACUCUUUGAGGAUCCAGAAUGAUGAAAUUAUAUCAUGUUGAAGAGUUUUAUGAAAUCAUGAAAUCCCCAGAUGUUCAGACACGAAGGAAACAAAGGUCUCCCUAUCCGAGUUUCAUGCUGACCAUCAUGCAUGGCAACAUACCUAACUAGCUGAGUAGCCUUCUGCCCAAAUUAGUACAGCAAUCUUAUAGAUAGAUAGCAUGCUGCCAAAUAUAGAAUUGACUUGUAUUCUUUAAACAUUGAUAGAGGAGGCUUUUUUUUAAGGAUCAUUUCUCAAUGUUGCCCCAAUUUCCUUCCAAUGGUUUUUGUUGAGCAGAUAUAAAGUGAAGAUAAAAGGUUAAAAUACAAUUAUGUAUGUAGGAAUUAAUUUUGAUGGUGAUGUCCAAGAAACACAUUUGUAUACUAAUGCAUGAUACAUAUAUUAUACUACUGUACUAGGGGGUACUGAGCAUCUUUUAUAAACCGUUUUUC
Molecule: messenger RNA, 6107 nt
Organism: Strongylocentrotus purpuratus (purple sea urchin)
Lineage: Eukaryota; Metazoa; Echinodermata; Echinoidea; Camarodonta; Strongylocentrotidae
Gene: tdrd9
Product: ATP-dependent RNA helicase TDRD9
Exons: 36
Coding region: 118-4518 (1466 amino acids)
Cellular component (GO): intracellular anatomical structure
Molecular function (GO): RNA binding; ATP binding
Source: RefSeq, a predicted model, not a curated record